CAAGCUGCUGCAAUGCCUUUAACUACUGUCACAGCUUAUGAGUCUUUGUAUGAUCGGCUGCUCCUCUCAGAAAAGGAUAAAGGGAAAACUCUGUUAAUUAUUAAUAGCGCUGGUGGUGUAGGUUCUGUGGCAUCUCAGUUAGCUAAGAACCUCGGACUGAAGGUGAUUGGGACAGCGUCCCGGACAGAGACGGAAGCUUUCAGUCUUCAACAUGGAGCGGAUAUUGUUCUAAAUCAUACUAAAGAUUUAUUGCCUCAAUUAGAAGCACAUGGAUAUAAAAAUGGAGUUGAAUAUAUAUUGGUUAAUUAUGACCCUUAUCCUUAUUGGGACACAAUAAUUUCAGCCGCUAAGGCCCAGGGCAAGAUUUGCCUCAUAGUGGACAGCAGUGGUUUGGUUGAUAUAAGACAACUUAAAGAUAAAAGUCUUACUCUUGUCUCUGAAAUGAUGGCCACCAAAAUUAAGUAUGAAACUGAGGACAAGAUUAGAUAUCAUGAAAUCUUUGAGGAUGUAACUAGAAUGUUCGAGGCUGGUAUUUUAAAAUCAACAUUGACAAAGACUAUGUCACCAAUUAAUGCUGAAAAUCUUAAGGAGGCCCAUAGGCUUUUAGAAGAGAAGAAAGUCAUUGGGAAGAUUGUCCUCAGUGGAUUUUAAACUUAUUUUAAUAUAUCUGUGUUCUUGUAAAAUAAAGUACCAAUUCAGUUGU
Leguminivora glycinivorella is the source of this 703-nucleotide messenger RNA. RefSeq names its product zinc-type alcohol dehydrogenase-like protein SERP1785. Lineage: Eukaryota; Metazoa; Arthropoda; Insecta; Lepidoptera; Tortricidae. Gene Ontology annotation, molecular function: oxidoreductase activity; zinc ion binding. The record is from RefSeq and is a predicted model, not a curated record. The transcript has a single exon. The annotation marks the transcript as partial.